UUCCCUCUGGGAACUCACAGGACUCGACAUCAAUUUCGUAUCGGAUUGAUCUAGAUUUUAAUGACCAGAAGCUGAUGUGCUAUUUGGCUACUCAUGGCACCUGUCUAAGCGUGCAUAUAUAAUAACACCCUUACUCUGAGAAGGGCUUCAGUUACGCCUGAUCCCGUUUUCUGAAAUUCCACCCUUUCAAUAGGCAGGAUGGAAGAUCGUCGCUCAAGAAGCCGCUCACCAAGCAGAAGGGAUAAUCAAGACAGGCAGAGGCCUCGAAAAACCGGUGGAGGAUUUCGAUGCGCCUAGAGCGAGGCUACAGAGAGAGAGACCGAGCUCGUUCACCGCGAAGGGAUACCGCCCCUGAUCGAUAUUCAGACAGAUUUAGAGAUAAUGGUCGUGACCGUGACCGUGACAGAGACCGUGACCGUGAUUAUGACCAACGACGUUACGACGAUCGAGAUGGACGGCCCCGUGGAUCGGAUGACAAAGACAAGAACGAGGAGCGCAAAGAAAAGAAGGAGAAGAAGGAGAAGAAAAAGGCCGCAGCUGCUGCCUCUUCAGAGCCUCUGAUCGUUGUUCAUGUCAAUGAUCGACUCGGAACCAAGGCUGCAAUUCCGUGCCUCGCAUCUGACCCGAUCCGGCUCUUCAAGGCUCAGGUAGCUGCCCGUAUCGGGCGUGAGCCUCACGAGAUUUUACUCAAACGGCAAGGCGAACGACCUUUCAAGGACCAGCUUACAUUGAGUGAUUAUGGAGUUAGCAACGGUGUGCAGCUUGAUCUGGAGGUCGGGACCGGCGAAUAGGAUUGAUCAUACACAACAUAAAAGUGACAAAUUGACAGCCUAUUAUGGAAGCCAUUCCAAUCUAUUCAAUAUGGUGUGGAUGCAUGUUUAUGUCAACCAUAUGCAGGAUUUUGCUGUUGAAGACAGCUAUACUAACUGGCCUCUUGGUGUCUUUUUGGAGUUCUCAUG
Penicilliopsis zonata CBS 506.65 is the source of this 959-nucleotide messenger RNA. RefSeq lists its product as hypothetical. Gene Ontology annotation, cellular component: nucleus; cytoplasm. NCBI's taxonomy places the organism in Eukaryota, Fungi, Ascomycota, Eurotiomycetes, Eurotiales, Aspergillaceae. The record is from RefSeq and is a predicted model, not a curated record. Bases 288 to 791 code for a protein of 167 amino acids. Gene Ontology annotation, biological process: mRNA splicing, via spliceosome; protein modification process. The transcript has 5 exons. Gene Ontology annotation, molecular function: protein tag activity.